AUGAAGGCACUAGUAGCUUUAAUAUUGCUUGUUCAGCUUCCAAUUCACAAAGCUGUACCAGCCGCUCCUGCAGCUCCCCCUGCUCCCUUGGGCUGCGAUGACCCAGAAUCUGAAGCAGCAGCUGAAGUAGCUCUGAGUUAUAUUAAUGGCCACAGUCACCACGGAUACAAGUUUGCCUUAAACAGAAUCGAGAAUAUCCGCGUGCUACCCCAGGGGCUGAAUAAUGCUUUAAUAUUUCUUGAACUUGACUUAUUAGAGACCACGUGCCACAUUCUCAGCCCUACACCUCUUGCAAAUUGCACAGUAAGAAGCUUCACACAGCAUGCAGUUGAGGGUGAUUGUGAUGUGAAACUGCAGAAGCUGGAUGGAAAGCUCUCUGUACUUGCUAGUAAAUGCCACUCACAUGCAGACUCCAGCGAAGAUAUUCUCCAAGUCUGCCCUGACUGUCCUCUGCUGGCAAGUCUGAAUAACACCGAGGUGGUAACAGCUGUCACAGCUGCACUCAACGACCACAACAGCAAAACUCCUGAUGCUUACCUCAGACUCCUCGAGAUCGGAAGUGCCAAAAUACAGUAUCACCCAGUGCACGUUGUCUCCGUUGAGUUUGCUGUGGCUGCCACGAACUGCUCAGCAAAAGAAGCUAAAGAUAACGUGGAGGCUUGUCAACUGCUGCCUGACGAUCAGUCUAAUUUUGGUUUCUGCACAGCAACAAUGGUAACACGCCCCUCCCAGGACCUCAGCGUGGACUGUCAGCUCUACGGACAUCAGCCUGGAGUUACCUACACUCAACCAGGUCAAGAUACAUCAGCAGGGCUGGUGCCCAGCGUGGUACAAGGCCUCACAAACCAUAAUCUCAAGCUUUCCCACAAUAACCCAUUCGCAUCUGAAUCCGCUUCUUCAGAAUUUCCUUCUUCCGUGCUGUUAUCAAAAUCUGUAGCAAAGAGAGCAGUUGCAGAGGUUGCUCAGCAUGACAAAGUACCUCGUCCAGUUGGCUUUGUGCCUCCUCCUCCUCCAUGCCCUGGGAAGAUUCGCCAUUUCAAGAUAUAGGCUGUAUUGCAGACAUGGCAACACAGCUACUGAAGGAUCAGUGUGCAGCAGCAGCAUCAACACACAGACCACAACCUCAAGAGCAAA
Molecule: messenger RNA, 1134 nt
Organism: Pterocles gutturalis (yellow-throated sandgrouse)
Lineage: Eukaryota; Metazoa; Chordata; Aves; Pterocliformes; Pteroclidae
Gene: AHSG
Product: alpha-2-HS-glycoprotein
Exons: 7
Coding region: 1-1047 (348 amino acids)
Biological process (GO): negative regulation of endopeptidase activity
Cellular component (GO): extracellular matrix; blood microparticle; extracellular region
Molecular function (GO): cysteine-type endopeptidase inhibitor activity
Source: RefSeq, a predicted model, not a curated record